AUGUCACCCAAAAAGUUAAAAAUAGGGAAAGAAUGGUCCUUGCACCCAUCACUCCACGAUGACGUAUCGCGCCUCUUGGAGGCGGAUGGCCUUUAUUUCGAAUUCCACAACGUUGACGAUGACAUAAGUUGCACCAAAGAACAUGAUACAAAUAUAACGGGUCUAUUUUUAUGCCCAAACCGCACAUGCAGCGCCGGCGGAUGGUCAAGUAAACACAUUGCGGUCACUAUCCGAAUGUACACUGGAACGAGAUACAAUGCAAAGGUGUAUCAUCAACGCUGCGAGACCUGCGAGACACUGGGUCGGCCUCUUCUGAAUGAGUCCUAUGCGGAACGGGUUGUAUAUCGUCUUAAAAAAUGGAGUGGGAUACAAAUGGAACCACCACCUUUCUCUGGUAAAAGUAAUCGUCCACAUAAUAGAAAGUUAUGUGAGGGUUGCAAGGCUGGUCACUGCAAGGUGCAAGACCCAGAUUUGGUUUUGACGAACAUUUGA
Messenger RNA from Microsporum canis CBS 113480, 492 nucleotides. RefSeq lists its product as hypothetical. The transcript has a single exon. Lineage: Eukaryota; Fungi; Ascomycota; Eurotiomycetes; Onygenales; Arthrodermataceae. Bases 1 to 492 code for a protein of 163 amino acids. The record is from RefSeq and is a predicted model, not a curated record.